Messenger RNA from Coturnix japonica (Japanese quail), 1059 nucleotides. The record is from RefSeq and is a predicted model, not a curated record. NCBI's taxonomy places the organism in Eukaryota, Metazoa, Chordata, Aves, Galliformes, Phasianidae.
CCCCGUGCGUUUGCUAUGGCGACAUGACGGCCUGUUUCCAUGGCAACGUCACCGUCAGCGUCGGCGGCCUGACCCUAUGGCGGGAGGUUCGUGGCUGCGUCCGUGACCCCGACUGCACCCAGGUGACGCGUGGGGACGGCGCCGUGGGGCUGAGGGGCUCCUGCUGUUAUGGCGACUUCUGUAACCGGGAUCUGAGCAACAAAACCUUCUUCGCCCCCAAUUUACCCCGAUUGGAGCUGCUGCCCCAUAACCUGCCCCAUAACCUGCCCCAUAACCUGCCCCAUAACCACACCGGGCUGCCCCACGGAGGGUCCAAGAUGGCGGCCGAUGGAUCCAAGAUGGCGUCCAAUGGGUCCAACAUGGCGUCCAAUGGGUCCAAGAUGGCGGCCGAUGGAUCCAAGAUGGCCGCCGAUGGAUCCAAGAUGGCCGCCGAUGGAUCCAAGAUGGCCGCCGACGCUGGCUCCAAGAUGGCUGCCAAUGGAUCCAACAUGGCGGCGCCCGGAGGAUCCAAGAUGGCCGCCGAUGGAUCCAAGAUGGCGGCCAAUGGAUCCAAGAUGGCGGCCGAUGGAUCCAAGAUGGCCGCCGAUGGAUCUAAGAUGGCGGCCGAUGGAUCUAAGAUGGCGGGCGAUGGAUCCAAGAUGGCGUCCAAUGGGUCCAACAUGGCGGCCAAUGGAUCCAACAUGGCGGCCCCCAAUGAUUCCAACAUGGCGGCCCCCACGGAAUCCAAGAUGGCCGCCGACAGCAACGGCAGCACCAAUGGGAAGAGGAGCGGGGCCAAGAUGGCCGCCCACGUGACCCCUGCCGGCCCCAAGAUGGCCGCCGUCGACCCCCAGGGAUCACAUCCGGGGUCAGGGAGCCCCGAGGGCUCAUGGGAGCGGAAGUCCCUAGCGGAUGGGGGCGGGGCUAUGAGGGGGGUGGGGGGGUGGGUGUGGGUCCUCCUAUUAUUGCCCCUCUUAUAAUGGGACCCCAAUAGAAUCCCCCCCCAUUGAUGUCUAUGGGGUCCCAUUGGGGUCUAUGGGGUCCCAUUGAGGUCUAUGGGGUCCUAUUGGGGUCUAUGGG